AUGGCUAUUUUCCUUGCAUUUCUUGGUGCGGUCUUGGUGCUCUGUUUUUGCUCUGCUCUCUUGAGGUGGAAUGAAGUAAGGUACAUGAGAAAAGGUUUGCCUCCAGGCACAAUGGGGUGGCCUAUUUUUGGAGAGACAACUGAGUUCCUUAAGCAAGGUCCAAACUUCAUGAAAAACCAGAGGGCAAGGUAUGGCAGUUUUUUCAAAUCCCACAUACUGGGUUGUCCUACCAUUGUAUCCAUGGAUCCGGAGCUUAAUAGGUACAUACUGAUGAAUGAAUCCAAAGGGCUUGUCCCAGGUUACCCACAAUCCAUGUUAGAUAUCCUAGGCAAAUGCAAUAUUGCAGCUGUUCAUGGUUCCACUCACAAAUACAUGAGAGGGGCACUGCUUUCCAUCAUUAGCCCUACCCUAAUCAGAGAUCAGCUUUUACCAAAAAUUGAUGAGUUCAUGAGAACUCACUUAAGUGACUGGGAUAACAAAGUCAUCAACAUUCAAGAGAAAACUAAAGAGAUGGCAUUUCUCUCAUCCCUGAAGCAGAUUGCUGGUAUGGAAUCCAGCUCAAUAUCUCUGCCUUUCAUGACAGAGUUCUUCAAGCUGGUUUUAGGAACUCUCUCUCUACCUAUUGACCUUCCUGGCACUAAUUAUCGCCGUGGAUUGAAGGCAAGGAAGAGUAUUGUUAGCAUUCUGAGUCAGUUGCUAGAGGAAAGGAGAGAAUCCAAAGAUACCCAUGUAGACAUGCUUGGUUGCUUGAUGGGAAGAUAUGAAAAUCGAUAUAAACUAACUGAUGAGGAAAUCAUUGAUCUAAUUAUUACAAUUUUGUAUUCUGGUUAUGAAACUGUCUCAACUACAUCAAUGAUGGCCGUGAAGUACCUCCAUGACCAUCCCAAAGUUCUCCAAGAAAUCAGAAAAGAGCAUUUUGCCAUAAGAGAAAGGAAAAAGUCAGAGGAUCCAAUUGACUGUGAUGAUCUCAAGGCAAUGAGGUUUACUCGCGCGGUGAUUUUUGAGACCUCGAGAUUGGCUACAAUAGUUAAUGGGGUUCUGAGAAAAACAACUCACGACAUGGAACUGAAUGGCUACUUGAUUCCUAAAGGGUGGAGGAUUUAUGUAUAUACAAGAGAGAUCAAUUAUGACACAUUUCUGUAUCAUGAGCCACUAACUUUCAACCCAUGGAGAUGGCUGGGUAACAGUCUAGAGUCACAAAGCCACUUCUUGAUAUUUGGAGGAGGUACAAGGCAGUGUCCAGGAAAGGAGUUGGGGAUAGCAGAAAUUUCCACUUUCUUACACUAUUUUGUAACUAGAUACAGGUGGGAAGAAGUGGGAGGAGAUAAACUAAUGAAAUUUCCUAGAGUUGUAGCACCAGAUGGACUGCACAUAAGGGUCUCAUCUUACUAACUAGGC
Gastrolobium bilobum is the source of this 1398-nucleotide messenger RNA. RefSeq names its product cytochrome P450 85A. NCBI's taxonomy places the organism in Eukaryota, Viridiplantae, Streptophyta, Magnoliopsida, Fabales, Fabaceae. Bases 1 to 1392 code for a protein of 463 amino acids. The record is from RefSeq and is a predicted model, not a curated record. The transcript is spliced from 9 exons. Gene Ontology annotation, biological process: sterol metabolic process. Gene Ontology annotation, molecular function: oxidoreductase activity, acting on paired donors, with incorporation or reduction of molecular oxygen; heme binding; iron ion binding.